Phytophthora sojae is the source of this 831-nucleotide messenger RNA. RefSeq lists its product as hypothetical. Gene Ontology annotation, molecular function: nucleic acid binding. Bases 110 to 727 code for a protein of 205 amino acids. The record is from RefSeq and is a predicted model, not a curated record. The transcript has a single exon. NCBI's taxonomy places the organism in Eukaryota, Oomycota, Peronosporomycetes, Peronosporales, Peronosporaceae.
CACAGGACUCAGCCGACGUCGCUGCAGUUGAUCACUCGACUGCCCGUUGCUCCUGUCUCCUUCGACCGCCCAGCACAACAACCCCCUUCUAUCUACUGUAGCAGCGACGAUGUCGGCUGUGGACGUGGCUUCCUCCUCCUCACCCGUGGAGACGGACGAGGCCGGCAAGACGAUGGUGGCCAUGGGCGGCAUGCAGAACAUGGCGUGGGCCGCCGACACGUCCAAGUUCGGCUUCAAGAUGCUGGUCAAGAUGGGCUGGUCGGCCGGCAAAGGCGUGGGCAAGAACCUGCAGGGACAGGCCACUCACGUGAAGAUCGCGCGCCGCUCGGAGAACCUGGGCGUGGGCUGCAGCCUCAAGCAGGCGGAGGUGCAGGGCUGGUCCGAGACGGCGGGCGGCUUCGCGGACGUGCUCAAGACGCUCAACAAGUCGUACGGCGGCAGCAAGUCCGGCUCGGACGCCACUGACAGCUCGGACGAGAGCUCCAACGGCAAGACCAAGAAGAGCAAGAAGGGGAAGAAGGCCAAGAAGGAGAAGAAGUCCAAAAAGGAGAAGAAGGCCAAGAAGGACAAGAAGAGCAAGAAGGCUGGGGCCGAGAAGACCACCGUCUCGCGGCGGCUGCACUACCGCAAGCGCCAGACCAACAAGGACGCCAAGAACUACGGCGCCGCCGAGAUGGCGGCCAUCCUGGGCGUCGCCUCCUCCACCUACCAACCCGCCGCCGAGUAAGACUACCUACCGUUCAGCCGAGCCCAGUUCUCUUGAAGCGCACGCCACGAACGCGCGCCUGUGUUAAUGACUAUUUAGAGCCUUUCGGGCCAAUACAUAGCAAG